AUGUCAGCAGAAACCAUCGCACGCUGGAACGCUAUUCCUCUCGCACGUCCUGGGUCCGAGUCUGAUGCCUCACGAGCAAUGAAGCGUUCGCGACCGGAAGAUGACGAUGACAGCGAGGACAAUGUAUCCCUUUUGUCUCGUUCUCCCUCGCCACAACCUCCGGCGGACGCCAUGGACAUUGACAAGUAUGAUGAAUACGUCGCAAAACCUGCACGAGAGACCGUGACGGUCGACACGAGGAUCAAAAGUAGCAACAAGGGGUUUGCCAUGCUUGCGAGUAUGGGAUGGGUAGAGGGGCAGCCAUUGGGUCUGUCCGGAGAUGGUCGUGUCGACCCAGUACCUUUCUAUGUGAAGAACGAUCUCACAGGUCUCGGCAAAACAAAUCAGGAUGUACGGAUGAUUGAGACCACUGUCGCUCAACGCCGCGAACUCGAUUCAGAACGCCAAACGAAAGAGACAGAGGAGCAGCGGCGAGCGAGGGAGGACUCGGUAGCAAAGCGCGUUGCUGUUCAGUCGGAGAUCGUCAAUACCCUCAAAGCGUUCUAUUGCGAGCUCUGCGACAAACAAUUCCAGAAUGUAGCCCAGUACGAUGAGCACACGAACUCCUAUGCGCAUCAUCACAAGGCGCGGUUCCGCGACAUGCAAAUGGCAGCGCGUGCCAGCCGCAACACACAAGAAGAGAUGGAUAAAAGGAAAGAGAAGGAGAGGAAGCGCGAAGAGAAGGAGUUACGGAAGGUCGCGAAGGCUGCAGGUAUCAAGAUUACGAAGCCGACUGUACCCCUCAUCACGCCUGCCUCUACACCAGGCACCGCUGCGACGCCUAGUGGGGCGAAGGGGGAACCCAUGUCUACCGGCCUCAAGAAGACGGGAUGGGCAUCUGUAGGAUCGUCGAGCAGGCCGACUUCCGUUGGGCCACCGUCUGGUCCCUCGACGUCCGGCUCCGCCUCAAAUAGCUCUGGAUGGGCUUCGGUGAGACCAGCGUCGUCGGGUUCGUCGCAGUCCCAGGAACCCAGAUCAUCCGAGAGCAGGGGAGGCUGGGCACCUGUCACAGCGCCUCCAGACCCUCGAUAUACAACUUCAUCAAAUCCGCCCAACACCGCGCCUCGCCAGGCAUUUGGUUCAGCACCAGCGUUCCGGACGGGUGGUUGGACCUCGCUCGACACCAGUAGCGGUGAACGUGCGCUACCGCCGCCGUCUGUACCGCCUCCGCUUUCACAUCCACCAUUCUCAACUCCGCAUGUUUCCUCACCUGCUGAAACCGCCGGCGAUUGGUCGUCGGACACUGGUUCGGGAGCUGCUGUACAGCCCUCUCAGAGCGGUUGGCAAACCGUUUCAUCUCAGGCAUCUGCUGAGCGGCCUUCGAUUCCGAAUCCAGUCGACGUCGAUGGCACACCUGUACCCGCUGCUCGCCCGGCCCCACUAUCGCGUCCUCAGCCUCCGCCACCUCCCCGACAAGAGGCAUCCCGGUCUGGCUGGCAACACUUCCGUGCGGCUGGCCCCGGUAGACGACGAUAA
Fomitopsis serialis is the source of this 1515-nucleotide messenger RNA. RefSeq lists its product as uncharacterized. Lineage: Eukaryota; Fungi; Basidiomycota; Agaricomycetes; Polyporales; Fomitopsidaceae. The record is from RefSeq and is a predicted model, not a curated record. The transcript has 5 exons. The coding region runs from base 1 to 1515 and encodes 504 amino acids. Gene Ontology annotation, molecular function: nucleic acid binding.